This is a messenger RNA of Zerene cesonia (dogface butterfly), 5389 nucleotides long. It is a transcript of the gene xmas, whose product is annotated as protein xmas-2-like. Gene Ontology annotation, cellular component: cytoplasm; transcription export complex 2; nucleus. The coding region runs from base 211 to 5322 and encodes 1703 amino acids. The record is from RefSeq and is a predicted model, not a curated record. Gene Ontology annotation, biological process: mRNA export from nucleus. The transcript is spliced from 10 exons. Gene Ontology annotation, molecular function: RNA binding. Lineage: Eukaryota; Metazoa; Arthropoda; Insecta; Lepidoptera; Pieridae.
GCUUUGGGCUUUGACAGACAACGGAUUUUAUUUUGUAAAUGAAGCGUAAUUUUUAAAAAUAUUUUCUCAUACUUAUUGUUAGAAAACGGGAUUAUUUAGAUAUUUUGUAUUAUAAAUACCAUUAGGCAUCGUAAUUGUAUGUCACAUGUAUAACUUAUUUAAAAUUGUUUAUGAAUAAGGUUAGAACGACAUUGAAAUAAUUUGGUAAACAUGGAGCAGGAUAUAUCUUCGAAUACUAAUAAUAAAUCAGAAGAAACAAUAAAUAAAGACGAUGACAAGAAACCAUCAGUUACGUGUUCCAAUGUACCUGAAGGCUUAUUUGACACAUCUGCAGCCAAAAAACACUUUAGUAAGUUUGGUCGAGUGCAUAGGAUAAGACUUCUUCCCAAAAAACAAAUGUGUGUGGUAGAAUAUGAACAGCCAAGCUCAAUUCAGAGAGCAUUAUUAAAUGCAGGUGCCUAUGAUGGCUUCAUGUUUGACGUCACUCGGACUAAAGCACGAACUAGAAGAAGAAGCAAGAAGGAGGAUGAUCCUGAUUGGGUACCAGAUUCUGAUGUAGAAGAGGAAUUAUCUGCCAUGGGAGGAAUUUCCACAUACAGAAUACCAAGGCAAAAAGCCAUGGAAAUUGAUGCACCAAGUAAAGUGACUCGACUCAAAAAACAACCUUUUAUAAGAAAAAAAGAUGAGAAACAAAUUAAACCUACACCAGUGCAGCCACCCCCAGUGAGUGGCAGAGAGUCACCAGUGAUUGUAACUGCACAAACCACUUUGAGUACUACAGAAGCAGCGUUGGAGAUUCAUCAACUACGGUCUAAAGUAUCUCUAACACCUGAUGAAAAAUGGAGGAUAUUAGAUGCUCGGGACAGAAUACUCAGAUCUUGGGGUGGUGCUGGCUCAAGGGUUAAAGCGGGUGGUGCUACUAUCGGGACAUGUCCUGACAUGUGUCCAGAGAAGGAAUUGUUGCACAGACAAGCUGAACACCAGGUGAUGACACUAGAAACAAUAGCAGAUUCUGAUGGGCUGUUGGAGCCUUGGCGAGCAGUCAAACAAUACAGUAGGAGUUCAGCUGACCAGGAGAUACCAAUGUGCUAUGAAUUGCGACCUGCUUCAGUGCUAAUGCGGACUUGUGCCUAUUUAUUACACGAAAUUGCUGAUACUACACGACAGGUGGGCCUUGCUGAUUGGUUUCAUUUCAUGUGGGAUAGACUGAGAGGCAUUCGUAAAGAUAUAACACAGCAGGCUCUGUGUUGUGCAGAUACAAUACAUCUCGUAGAAAUGUGUGCAAGAUUCCAUGCUCACUGUGCGGCCCGUUUGGCGGAUCUUGAACACACGCAAUUUGAUCAAAAGUUGAACACAGACAAUCUAACCAAAUGUCUGCAAACUCUGAAGCACAUGUAUUCUGAUGUUAGUCCAGAGCAAAAACCAAGAGAAGCAGAGUUUAGGGGAUAUAUAGCACUACUUAAUCUUGGUGAUGCUAAUUUUUGGUGGGAGAUUAAACAACUACCCAAUGAGAUACAAAAAUCAGAACCUAUAAUUUUCGCCGUGAAGGUGUUUACAGCGCUAGACAACAAUAAUUACGUACGUUUUUUCCGCCUAGUUCGCGAUGAAGCAACUUACCUUCAAGCAUGUGUACUUUUGCGUUAUUUCAAUGAUGUAAGAGCCCGAGCUCUGGCUAGAAUAGUCAAAGCAUAUGCACCAAGAGGAGGUUCAAAAUAUCCCGCCAAUGAUCUGAUGAAUUCCCUUGCGUUUGAAUCAAUUGACAGUAUGAAGUCUUUUGUUAAUCAUUACGGCUUACGUUUCUCAAAAAAUGACUUUGAACUCACUUUAAUUUUAGACCGCAACCAAUUCAUUGAAGAUAGUGAUCCUUAUCCUAUAGCUAGAGCUCUCAAUCUUAUUGAAUCGAAGCAACAAAAAUCCGUAGCAGAAAUUAUAUCUGGCAGUACCUUACCAAAAUACGAUUAUAAAAAUCACGCCUUACAUACUAGUUUUAAUCCAGAUGGCAGAUUAAAAGAAUCCUCAUUGAUAGCUGAGGAUCUUGGUUACAACACUAGAAAUGAUAGUAAUAAAGAUAUAACAUCUUUAAGAAUGGAAUUACAAAGGCUUAAUAACAAUAAAAGUGGAAAAGGUGUGUUCAUUAUCGAUAAAGAAUUAGAAAAUAAAAAAAGUAUUUCUACCAAAUCCGAGUCACCAAAACCGUCUGUUUUCGUUCCAACUAAUAAAACUAAUGGCGAAAAAACGUAUUCUUUUCAACCAGGUAUUCCUAUCGAAUUGCCAGAAGUAAUCAAGGCAUCGCCAGAAAAACUAAUUGACAAUAAUGUUAAAAGCGCAUUUAGGUUUUCUGAGCCACAGAACACCGAGACAGCUAGUAAAUCAAACUUAUUUUUGUCUUCCAUUAAUAAAAAUGUAUGUAGUACCAGUUUUGUGCCUAAUAAUAAUAAUAAAGGUUUUGAAACGGUACAUAAAGCAACUCCACAAAAUAUCUUUAAAUCUAAUCAAAAUGAUACUGUUUUUAAAAAACCAUUAGGAGGUUCAGUGUUUUCUCAACCUGCAUUGCCCCAAGAAAGCGAAGGUAAAACAUUAAGCAAGAAUCUGUUUGCCAAUGCUAACACUAACGUUUUUGCUAAGAGAGAUGAUCUACCAAACAGAAACAUUUUUGCAAACACGCAGAGUUCCAGAUUAUUCAGCAAACCUGCAGACGCAAAUACCAAUAUAUUUGCCAAGACUAUAGCCGAAAAUAAGUCAAGUGAUCCAUCAAAUGUAUUUCGGACUUUCGCAAAUUCAACCAAUGAUACAAAUAUUUUUUCAAAAGGACUUGAUAAACCUACUUCAGUAUCAAACGGUGACACCGUAAAGUUAUCUCCAGGGACUUUAUUUAAACAGGCAAAUGAUCCAUUCAGUACUCAAAACAAAACAUUUUCUGUUUUUCAAAGUAAAACGGUAGCUGAAAAUAUAUUUAACAAACCAAAGACAACACAGGCAAAUGACAUUUAUGAGUUUCAUGAUAAUGAUUCAAGCAGCCAAAACGCAGAUCAAAUGCAACAACAAUUGAUUGAAAAACAAAUACAGGAAGAAGUGCGCAAGGAACAGGAGAAAAUACGAAUUGAGGAAGAAAAACGAAAAGAGUCAGAGAGAAAACAGGACGAAUUAAGACGGGAAGAAGAGAUACGUAAACAAGAAGAAGCAAGGCGUAAACAAGAAGAAACAAGGCGUAAACAAGAAGAGCUUAAAAAAAUUGAAGAAAUGCGUAAAAAAGAGGAACAAACGAAGCAGGAGGAACUUAGAAAAAAACUAGAAGAAGAACACCAAACAGAAUUAAAAAGAAAAGCUUUAGAACAAGAAAAGAUUUUUAAGGAAAAGGUAGAGAAAGAGUCUCGAGAAGUUCAUGAAGAGCUUUUACAAGAAAUAAGUACAGAAUCCGUUGAAAGUCUUCUAAAAGAGGAAAUGGAAAAAUUUAAAAAUCUUGUUGCAGAUGCAAAGAAAAUUACUGAUGAAAUACUCUCUGAACUGAUAGAGGAAACAUGUAAUGCUGAACUAAGAGCUGAAAUUUUCUGGACUAAGAAAGUUAUGAAGAAAUGGUUUCAUAUUUGGAGAAAACAAAUAAUUCGUAAUUUUAAAAGACGACGUCUUCUUGAAGAUACGCCAGUUUGGUUAACUGAUAAGACACCACUGCAAGAAGCCAAGUCUUUAAGAAGGCUGUCUGAAAAGGUGGCGUUGGCUCAAAUGAAUGCUUUCCACAGGGGAUAUAUAUUUAGUGGGGAAUUAAGAGAAAUUCCUCCACCACAGCCCUUCAAUAUUGUUGACAUAAUUAGAUCCCCACUUUUAAAACGUAUGAAAUACAUCAAUUAUCCCUAUGAUAAAUGCUUUUUCUGGAAAACUACAAUCGUGUCGCCUGGUGCAUCUAAAUGGUUUUGUAAAAAAGUAAACAUACAAAAGUGGUUACUUGAUGCAUUUGAACUAAAGGGAAGUGAAACAAUGGAAAAUUAUAUACACACAGAAAAACAGACAUGGAACAAUUUAAUGGACUUUGCUACAUCUAUAACUUUAAUAAAUCAAGAUAAUCCGCACAAUACUGGAGAUGCUCUUGAAGGCACCAAUGGAAUCAUAUUUUACAUGUGUAAUGAUGUAUAUGAUAUAAAGGGUGUAGAAAAUAUUUUAAAUCAAAAAUACCCCUACCAUAUGGUACCUAUUGCUAUUAUAACGACACAAAUAAAUAAUACGAUAUUUCAAAAUGAUCUUCAAAUUAAAUUAACCACAUAUGUCAAGACUAAUAUUAUAUCAGAUUUUAGGAUAUUUGUAAUUGAUUCAGCAAAUGUAGCAAAUUCUCUAGACGUUUAUACAAAAAGUGCACUUAAGUGGUUAGCUAAAAGAUGCCCAAAACCGCCACCACUUGAAAUUGAUUCCUUGAAAUCUAUUUGUCAAAGAUGUCUGGGAAAUGAAAUUUGGCAUAGAUUAAAGACAGCUACUGAUACUCGAACACAAGAUGUAAUGAAUGACAUUCAAAUGCUAGUACAAUAUUAUAAUAUUGCUGUUGAUAAAUUGAUCAAUAUCAUUACAGAUGAGGAUCUAUUCAAUUAUCCAUCAUUUCCUGUGGAAUUUAAAGAUUAUUUAGAUAGCACAUCGCCAUAUCCUAAGCCAUAUGAAUUUAUUCCUAGUAAUGUAAAACAUACUGAUAAUAUAAAUGCUGUAAAAAAUAUUAUGAAUAACUUAAAACUGUGUGUUCCAACUUCUACACAGUCUCCAAAAAGCGUUCUUAACAUGCAGGAUCAAGUUCGUCAGUACUGUAAUCAGAUAGGUUGGUUUCAGAAACCAGAGUCGGUAAAUUGUAAUGUUGUGUCGCUUUUACCGCAAGAGUUCCAUGAUAAUAAUAUACCAUGUGAUCAAUUUAUAGACUUUUUUGAACAAUAUAAUGUAGUUGAUAUUGUCAAUAUAAUUGUAUAUGAUAAAAUAAACAUACUAAAAAAUUUUGAAAAUCGGUACGUCAUUUAUGAUAAAACAGUUAUGGAUGACUACCAUAAUGUAAACUGGUUAUAUGAUAUUGACAUUAUAACUUCCUUAAAACAUAAGACUGUUGAAUAUGAAGAUAAUUUGGAUUAUUACAUAAAAGCGAAACGUCGUAAAUUGAAUGAAUCUAUAGAACUUCUACAAUUGGAAGAUAAGGAUUAUAAUAUGGUUGAAAAAUCUAUACAAGCUGCAGAAAGAAGUAUAUCUGAAUGCAAUAAACAUAAAAAUAGCGUAAUAGAACUUGAAAAAGAACUUGAUGAAAGAAAAAAGAAAUCUGAAGAGUUGGAAAAUGUACUAAGAGCAGCCCUAAAUAACGUUUAGCCAUAAUAAUUAUGAUCCUAUUCUUUUUGAUGUAUUAUUAGGUAUUGUAAUACAUGGCAAAUAAUAA